AACUACUGUCAGAACUGUUGUUAGAGAAAAUUAACCACAGAACACCUUCUGACCAAUCAGAGCUGAGAACUCCACAGCGGUAUAAAUACUUUUAAACGAAGUGUAUAAAUAAUCAUUUCAGUCACAGUGGGCUGCUACUGAAGCUAAAUAAUCCGCUGCUACACCUCAUGUAGCCCAGGAUAACCGUGUCCAUGUGAGAGAGGGAAAGCGCGUUUAGUUUCAGUCGUCACCUGAAAACGCAGAUAUUCUCCACUCUGCGCUCGCUUUCCAGACUCACACUGUGUGGGGCCGCGCGGUUUGUUGUUUUCUUGGAAACAAAAGGUAUCCCAGCUUUUAGUGAAAAGGACGAAAGAACAGAAGAGGGCUACAGGAGAGAGAGCGAGCGAGCGAGAGUGUGUGUGUGUGAGAGAGAGAGAGAGAGAGAGAGAGAGAAAGAGUGUUAGUGCAGGUUUUGCGGACUGCAGGCCCGAGUGAACACGGCUGCGAAACCCGGCAAUACAAACACACAGACAUGGCAAACAUCGCCGUGCAGAGAAUCAAACGGGAGUUUAAAGAAGUUCUCAAAAGCGAAGAGACGAGUAAAAAUCAGAUAAAGGUGGACCUGGUGGAUGAGAACUUCACCGAGUUAAAGGGGGAGAUCGCAGGACCUCCGGACACGCCGUACGAAGGUGGCAGGUAUCAGCUAGAAAUCAAGAUCCCAGAGACGUAUCCUUUCAAUCCGCCGAAGGUGCGGUUUAUUACAAAGAUCUGGCAUCCCAAUAUAAGUUCGGUUACUGGGGCAAUAUGUUUGGACAUUCUGAAAGACCAGUGGUUUCCAGUGCCAGAGGAUGCAAAGCAGCCCCAGAGCAUCGCCGAGCCACCACCAUGCUCGACUGUGGACAGAGUGUUCUUUCUUCAUUCUCCUUACUCCAGACAUACCGCUGAUCCAUCGUGCCGAAAAGUUCCAGGUUUGUUUCAUCGCUCCACAGAACAGAAUUCCAAAACUUGUGUGGCUUAUUUAUAUGAUUUUGAGCGACUUCUCUUGUGUGUUUGGGUCAGUAGUGGUGAACAUCUUGGAGUUCUGGCAUGGAAACCCUAACCCUUACUGUGCUCACUGAAACCUCAGUGCCUGUUGCCACCAAGUCUCGCUGCAGGUCUUUUGCAGUCACUCGAGGGUUUUUGACAAUGUGCCUUCUCAGAAAUCUGCUUGCAGCCAUUGAUCGCUUCCUUUUUCUGCCCCGUCCAGGUAUUUCAUGCAUGUUCUGCCCCUAGCCAGCUCAGGUAUUUCAUGUGUUCCAGCUCAAGCACCCCUGGUGCAACUAAUGAAGCCCUUGAAUACUUGUGCUUGAGACAACACCUGUUUUGUGUAUUUUUGCUGUUGUGAGGGAUUCUAUUCAGGGGGGUGAAUAAUUUUGACACUGGAGAAAUCAUAAGUUGAAAACAAACAUGGAUGUUUUUGUUUUUAUUUCUUUGAAAUAUCAGCACGUCAUAAGUCAUAACAAGGAUGAAGUCCCUUUAAAACCCAAUUUUUUUAAAUUUAAUGGGUAUUACAUACUUGGGCAGGUAAAACGUCAUGGCAUCAGAUGUGAUGUCUUCCCAGCUGUUACUGGUUUUCUCAUAAACAAAUGGAUUUGUUUGCUUUAGCGCCGUUUCUGGCUGUGGUGUUAUUAAUGUGUGCUUCCAUUUAAUCGUUCAGGAUCUAAAAAAGGUCCAGCUACACAAUUCAUUGCUUCUGAAGGUCUGGCUAAACGAACAUGGUGACAGCAGCUUUUAAAGCUCAACUAUCAAGAGUUUAUGGCUUGAAGUUUUCCUUUUUGACUAGCGCCACAGACUCUGAACAGAUGAAAUAUUUGUUUUGAAUUUAAAGUGGAGAAUAAAACACCUACUUCUCGGUUCAGUUAUCAUUCGACGUUCUGUUUUCGUCGUACAUAAGCUGCAGUGGUUCGUGUUUAACAUCGCUAAACUACGGGAAAUAUUUCGCUGGGUCCGUAUCCAGGCCGCUGUCUGCAAAUUGACAAGCCCUUAUUUUUGAUUUUGGCCAAAAUAAGCAUCAUACGAGACGCGUUCUUGUGAUACCGCUCCCUUUCUUUCUUUUUCAGGACAUUCCUAAUUGUUGUAUUGGCUAUGCCCAAUGCUUAUGCAAUAGUUCUGAUCGAUUCUCCUUCUUUUCUCCCAUAAACAGCUCUCUGGUCUUCAUGGUGGUUUAACCUUUUUAAAACAGCAAAUGCAGUCUUCACAGGUGAAACCUAGAGCUCAAACCAUGAGUAGACAUUCAGAGCUAUUUAUUAUUUAAACAAUUAAUUUAACAGGGCUCACCUGGACUACAAGAAACACCUGUCAGUCACAUGUUCCAAUGGUUUUCAUUACUUAAAAAUGGGUGGAUUCAAACAAACCGCACCAUGUUCUAAGAUGUAAAUAUGAGGGAAAUGAAAGCUGAAAUUGUGAUCUGCCGUAUUAUUAUUAUAUUCAUUUUUUGAUCUCAAACCCAAAUGUCUUCAGGGGAAAACAAAAGAAAAGAAAGAAUUGGCCAUGCCGUUCCAGUACUUUUGUAGGGGACUGUAACAUGCACAUAACGACUCAGAAGAAACUGAAAUCCUGCGCUGAUGAUUGCUGAGUCAUUUGUUCCUGUUUUUUUGACAGGAAUUUUGUUAAAUUGGUUGACAUUUGUACAUUUAUUUGACUUAAAUCUGUUUGAUUGGUUUAACCACUUGCUUUACCUCAUCAAAAUCAAGCAAAGAUCCAGGUAAACCGCUAAAUAACAAAUAAGAAAGUACCUUUCUCUUGUGCUAGCGAUUUAAGCAUUAUGUUUAAAAAAAAAAAAAGAAAAGAAAAGGGAAACGUGGAAAAACAUGUUUCAAAGUGAAACGCAAAGUGUAUUGAUGUUAUGUAAUUUUUUGCAACACAAUAAGAAUCGUAUAGUAUCCCCCCCUCAGCUUGACUUUAUACAUAAAGAUUAAACCAACUUCAGCAGCUUAUGGUUGUUUCUCCUUGCUUAAAGGAAAGAUCCACCCUGAAUGACCAUCAUAUAAACUGUAUAAAUUAACAUGUGAUCUUCCACAGUGGCCAACAUUUUAUUUUGUACUGAAAUUCUGAGUUUUAUAUAUUAUAUAUAAAAAAAUAUCAAUAAGAACAUCUUUCAACAUGUUCUAUUUUUCACUUUGGUGAACAGUUUCCAACAUUUACAAACACUGUUCCAUUACCUGCUGAUGGUGGCAUCAGUGGGAUUUAUCCAGUGUCUUAUCUCUACCUGAAGAGCGCGAUGCAGCAGCGCUUUAGUACUUCAGUCUGUCCAGCUCUCUUGCGUCCUCACCUGGACCCUCUGCCCAAACAGAUCAUGUUCCAAAGCGCCAACCUGAACGCUAACACCUGUCAACAUCGGUCACCACCAGUGUGCUCACCGUUUCGUGGAUCGCUCACUUAGUCAAGUCCCUGACAUGACAACACAACUGUGUUAUAUACUUGCAGCUACGGCGGAUUCAGCAUUCGAUGUCCGCAGUAAUUCUACGCUUCUAAAUUCACACCAGAAUUGUUAAGCACACCACAGAACUUUUUCCAUACAAUCAUAUUUAGCGUGUGGCGUUUUGCUUUACUUUGAGGGAUUCCUCUGGAAAAUAAUAAUAAUAAUAAUAAUAAUAAAGUGACGAAUUAACAGAUACAUACCUCCUGUC
Messenger RNA from Ictalurus punctatus (channel catfish), 3647 nucleotides. It is a transcript of the gene ube2kb, whose product is annotated as ubiquitin-conjugating enzyme E2Kb (UBC1 homolog, yeast). Bases 512 to 1078 code for a protein of 188 amino acids. The record is from RefSeq and is a predicted model, not a curated record. NCBI's taxonomy places the organism in Eukaryota, Metazoa, Chordata, Actinopteri, Siluriformes, Ictaluridae. The transcript has 5 exons. Gene Ontology annotation, molecular function: protein binding; ubiquitin conjugating enzyme activity. Gene Ontology annotation, biological process: protein polyubiquitination; proteasome-mediated ubiquitin-dependent protein catabolic process. Gene Ontology annotation, cellular component: nucleus.